AUGUUAUGCGACGAUAUGCGCGCGGUUUGCGGUGGCAAUUCGGAGUUUUUCAUUAAGCCAUUCCAAGGAGUAAACAGCAGACGAAAAAGUCAUUUAUUAUUUCAUGUGUUUGAUUCAAUUUUACAGACUGGUUUUGCUAAGUCUUCACAAGCUCAAGCUCAUUGUCAACCAAGAGUGAUUGAGAAGAAGUUAUCUUCGGGUUCUCUAAGUUCCGGAGGCUGCGAUGGAGCGCGCCCGAAAGUGGUUACUGUUAGGCACCCAGAGUCGAACAAACCAAAACCUACUGUUAAAAAGAAUAAACCGAUCCAAGCUGAUCUGGAUGUUGCCAAAGAAUUUAUUCGUUGCAAAGAAGAAGGGAAAUCACGAUUGGACUUAUCCAAAUCAAGUGUGACCUUGCUACCUCCCUCAGUUCGUGACCUAACUCAUUUGACCGAAUUCUACCUCUACGGAAACAAAUUGGCGUGUCUUCCUCCUGAAAUAGGAUGUUUAGUAAACCUUUCAACUUUGGCGCUCAAUGAAAAUUCUCUGACAGCCUUGCCAGAUAGCUUGGCCAACUUGCGUUGUCUUCGUGUACUCGACCUACGACACAACAAGUUGCAUGAAAUUCCUGACGUAGUUUACAAACUUCAUUCGUUGACCACUCUCUUUCUGCGCUUUAACCGAAUUCGCGUGGUUGGUGAAGAAAUCCGUCAGCUCACUCAUCUGACUAUGCUUAGUCUUCGGGAAAACAAAAUCCGCGAACUACCAGCAGGAAUUGGUCGCCUGACCAGUUUGAUCACUUUUGACGUGUCUCACAACCACCUGGAACACCUUCCCGAAGAAAUCGGCAAUUGUAUCCAGCUGUCUUCGCUGGAUUUGCAGCAUAAUGAGCUCCUCGAUAUACCUGAGAGCAUCGGCCAGCUUCGCAAUCUCAACCGGUUGGGCUUGCCAUAUAAUCGUCUGACGAGCGUACCCAGAUCACUGAGCAAUUGUAUCCAUAUGGACGAAUUCAACGUUGAGGGCAACGCCAUUUCCCAUCUUCCCGAUGGGCUUUUGUCUUCACUGAGUCAACUGACUUCUAUCACCUUCUCCCGCAACUCCUUUACCGCUUAUCCAUCGGGCGGACCUUCCCAAUUCAUCAACGUACACAGCAUCAACCUGGAGCACAAUCAAGUAGACAAAAUUCCGUAUGGAAUAUUCUCUCGAGCCAAACAUUUGGCCAAACUGAACAUGAAGGAAAACCUAUUGACCUCUCUACCAUUGGAUAUUGGGACGUGGGUCAACAUGGUGGAACUUAAUCUCGGUACUAACCAACUUAACAAAGUCCCUGACGAUAUCGCUCUUCUUCAAUCUCUUGAGGUGUUGAUCCUAUCUAACAAUAAUCUAAAGCGAGUGCCAAAUAGCAUCGGCAAUCUGCGCAAGCUAAGAGUCCUUGAUUUGGAAGAAAACAAACUCGAAACUUUGCCCAACGAGAUUGGAUUUUUACGUGAUUUAAAGAAAUUAAUCGUCCAGUCGAAUCAACUAACUUCCUUGCCGCGGGCAGUAGGCCACCUCUCUAAUUUGACCUACCUUAGUGUAGGGGAAAAUAAUCUGUCCUAUAUGCCGCAGGAAAUCGGUACGCUCGAGACAUUCAAUCACUAUCUGAAUGAUGAUCUGAAUUUGCACAAUCUGCCGUUUGAAUUGGCAUUGUGUUCCAGUCUACAGAUUAUGAGUAUCGAAAACUGUCUGCUGUCGCAAAUUCCGGCUGAGAUAGUAGCGAGAGGCCCGGUAGCGAGUUGGAGUUUUGCAUUUUGAAACCCGUUACAAUAAUUAGCUAUACGAUCCGCCUCUCUACAUCCCGUCUCUACCGCACCAUGUACUGUGCUGUAGAAAAAAUCGUGCGUUGCUUCGCCAGCGAAAAAGAGCCGAGGAUAGCCACUGGAAUCAUAGACCGGCUGAGCAAGAUCAGAUGCGCA
Messenger RNA from Daphnia carinata, 1934 nucleotides. RefSeq names its product leucine-rich repeat protein soc-2 homolog. Gene Ontology annotation, molecular function: protein binding. NCBI's taxonomy places the organism in Eukaryota, Metazoa, Arthropoda, Branchiopoda, Diplostraca, Daphniidae. The record is from RefSeq and is a predicted model, not a curated record.